UGCAUGGCUCUGUCAGGAGAGGUGUGUGUGGUGACGGGAGCCUGCGGGUUUCUGGGAGAAAAGCUGGUCCGACUGUUGCUGGAGGAGGAGAAGAAUCUGUCUGAGAUCCGGCUGCUGGACAGAAACAUCCGCUCAGAGCUCAUACAGACGCUUGAGGAUGCCCGUGGAGAGACUGAAGUCAGCGUUUUUGAGGGUGAUAUCCGGGACCGAGAGCUGCUGAGAAGAGCUUGUAAAGGAGCAACAUUGAUUUUCCACACCGCGUCUCUCAUUGACUACAAUGGAGCUAUUGAAUACAGUGAAUUACACGCAGUUAAUGUUAAAGCGACGCAGCUCCUGCUGGAGACCUGCAUCCAAGAGAGCGUGUCCUCCUUCAUUUACACCAGCAGCAUUGAGGUAGCGGGUCCCAAUCGCAGCGGUGAACCCAUCAUCAACGGCCACGAGGACACUCCUUACUCCUUCUGUCCUAACAGCAACUACAGCAGAACCAAGCUGGAGGCGGAACAGAUCUGCCUUCAGGCCAAUGGAGAGCUGCUGCGGGACGGAGGACAUCUCACGACCUGCGCUCUCAGGCCCAUGUUCAUCUACGGGCCGGGCAGCAGGUUUACUUUAGAAAGCAUGAGGGUUACCAUCCGCUAUAGAAACAUGCAACCCAGACUCUCACAGCACGAUGCAAAAGUCAAUCCUGUAUAUGUGGGAAACGCAGCCCUGGCGCAUCUACAAGCAGGACGUGCCCUCAGAGACCCACAGAAAAGAGCGGUGGUGGGGGGAAACUUCUAUUACAUCUCAGACGACACGCCACACCUCAGCUAUUGUGACUUAACCCAUGCUGUUCUGUCACCUUUAGGAUUUAGUAUACAAAACAAGCCGAUCCUGCCCAUUUUUCUGCUGUAUCUCCUGUGCUUCUUCAUGGAGAUCCUGCAGGCGGUGCUCCGACCCGUCCUGAGAUUCACUCCACCCCUAAAUAGGCAGGUAGUGACCAUAGUUAACACACCUUUCAGUUUCUCCUAUCAGAAGGCUUGCAGGGAGUUCGGGUACAGUCCUCGGUAUGACUGGGAGGAGGCACGCAACAGCACUACUGAUUGGCUGGCGUCUGUGUUACCUGCUGAAAGACGAUUGGCUAACAAGACAUGA
Molecule: messenger RNA, 1131 nt
Organism: Danio aesculapii
Lineage: Eukaryota; Metazoa; Chordata; Actinopteri; Cypriniformes; Danionidae
Gene: hsd3b2
Product: hydroxy-delta-5-steroid dehydrogenase, 3 beta- and steroid delta-isomerase 2
Exons: 3
Coding region: 4-1131 (375 amino acids)
Biological process (GO): steroid biosynthetic process
Molecular function (GO): 3-beta-hydroxy-Delta5-steroid dehydrogenase (NAD+) activity
Source: RefSeq, a predicted model, not a curated record